Molecule: messenger RNA, 2028 nt
Organism: Gastrolobium bilobum
Lineage: Eukaryota; Viridiplantae; Streptophyta; Magnoliopsida; Fabales; Fabaceae
Exons: 16
Coding region: 162-1538 (458 amino acids)
Source: RefSeq, a predicted model, not a curated record
UAUUGGGAAGUGAACGUUCAUGUCUAUUUUUGGCCAUUAAUCGAGCUUGUUCCGUGCGAAUGUAAUAUAAAUAUAACAGAAGAAAAGAGAAGAGAAGAAAAGCAAUUACAGUAACUAACAAACAGGACUCAUUCGAAUAAUCGAAUUGAAUCAUCAAAUCAAUGAAGAAGGAAAAGGAAAAGGAAAAGGAAAAGGAAAAGGGUGUGGUGGUUUCAAGCCCCGUCAGUGGCGAAGACAGCGAUGAUAAGCAACAUCCUUCCUUCCCCUCCGUUAGAUUCUCUUCCCGCAACGCUUCCUCUAAAUACGAUUUCGUCAAGGUAAAGGUGUGGUUGGGUGAUAAUGCGGACCACUACUAUGUUUUAUCCAGAUUUUUGCUCAGUAGAAUGCUAACGGUAACCAAGAUUCCAAACCAUGUAGCUAUCAAAAUUGCUCUCGAAUUGAAGAAGCUGCUCAUAGACAACAGCCUUUUAGAUGUCUCUCAGUCUGAUUUGGAAGCCAACCUAUUUAAGCUUAUGGAGCGGCGGGGAUAUGGAGUUGAGUACAUAAAUCGUUAUAAGAUGAUGACAAGAUUUCACCAUCAAAGGGUUCCAUUAGUGAUCCUUGUCUGCGGAACUGCUUGUGUUGGGAAGUCUACUAUUGCCACCCAGCUUGCACAGAGGCUAAAUUUGCCAAAUGUAUUACAGACAGAUAUGGUUUAUGAAUUGCUGCGCACAUCAACAGAUGCACCAUUGGCAUCGACUCCUGUUUGGGCCCGAGAGUUCAGUUCAUCAGAGGAGUUAAUAACUGAAUUUUGCAGAGAAUGCAGAGUUGUCCGUAAAGGUUUGGCUGGUGAUUUAAAAAAGGCAAUGAAAGAUGGAAAACCAAUUAUAAUUGAGGGAAUACAUUUGGAUCCUAGCAUUUAUUUAGUUGAUGAUGAGCAUAAAUCGCCUUCUGGUGUACAGGCAGAAAAUAAAGAGAUAAAUCCAGCAUCUGUGGUAUCGGAUGAUAAUGCUUCGGUACAAGUAAAAAAUAUUUAUGUGUGUAAUGGUGAUGAGAGUAAUGGUGGAUCAAGGAUUUUGAGCUCCAACGAGGGAGUAUCUGCUGAUCAGUUUGAUGAGGUAUCAAAUUCUAUGACAUCCAUGGACUUACUUGGAAGCAUCUCUGGACAUAAAGUUUGUCAUGCAGGUGCUUCCCUUAGAGAACUGGAGACAGAUAGACCUACUGUUAGUAAGGAGAAGUCAGGUCCCAAACCAAUAAUUGUGCCUAUUGUUUUGAAGAUGGCUGAAUUUGAUCAUAAGGCAUUACUUGAGGAGUGGAUCUCCACUCGUACAUAUAAUGAUAAAUGCACAGAUCAGGAUAAUGAUAAACUUAUAGCCAACUUGAAAACCAUACAGGAUUAUCUGUGCUCGUUCACAUCACAGGGGUUGACUGUGGUCAAUGUAUCAGCGACAACAUUUCCUCAGACAUUGGAUUGGCUGCAUAACCACCUUCUUCAGUGCAUCGAGCAAGGUAUAUCAUUAGGGUCAUCUGAAAAUGUUACCCAAGUAGCUGCAGCAUAGUUCAUGUAAUGUUUUCAAUUUUGACAGUGAUGGUUUCUAGAUUCAACUUCACGUUGAAAGUGGAUGAUGCUGGAAGAUAAGUUAUGAAAUAAAGAAGGAAACUAGUCUGUUCAUGUAAGAUGCUGACUCUGCCAAGCCCCUGUUCAAAGCUAUCUGCUCAACUCAUCGCUGGCCUCAUUAUGGGCUGAAUAUCUCAUUUUGUGAGUAGAUAUGAUGGCUUGGAGAAAGAAAGAAGCAUGCAUGCCAUCAUAAAAUUUGUAAUUAUUGGGUUAUCAACAUUUGCAAAUGAAAUUAUUGUAUGAUUAUGCGUUUUGGUGGGGAAUCUCAUACUACAUUGCAUUAUGAGUGCCCCAAAAGAGGAAUAUCAUAGCUAUUUAAUCUUUUUAAGAUUACACAUCGAGGGGUAUACGUUUUGCCAGGCCUAAUCCCUUGAUACGGUGUUUGAUGGCUUUUCCAUCUUAAAUUUAUUUACCCGAAAAAUAUAUUUGGA